AUGACAGCUGUGAGGUAUGAACAAGGGGCAGAGCUGACAGAAACAUCCAGCUCUCCAACAGCAGAAGAGCCCACAGUGAAGAUUGAUGAUGGUCGUGAUGAGGAUAAUGAACCAGACAGCUGUUCCAAUGCAAUUAGGAGAAAAAUUUCCCCAUUUGUGAUGUCAUUUGGAUUCAGAGUAUUUGGAGUUGUACUUAUCAUUGUGGACAUUAUAGUUGUGAUUGUGGAUCUGGCUAUCAGUGAGAAGAAGAAAGGUGUUAGAGAGAUUCUUGAAGGUGUUUCCCUGGCAAUAGCACUCUUCUUUCUCAUCGAUGUUCUCCUGAGGGUGUUUGUUGAAGGCUUCAGGAACUAUUUCCGGUCAAAACUGAAUAUUUUGGAUGCAUUGAUAGUGGUGGGCACUCUAUUAAUAAACAUGACAUACUCCUUCUCAGACCUUGCUGCAGCAGAUCAGAUACCAAGAAUGGUUACUCUCCUGCGAGUUCUGAGAAUUGUCAUCUUAAUAAGAAUAUUUCGCCUGGCUUCACAAAAGAAGCAACUUGAAGUGGUGACCAGGAGAAUGGUCUCUGAAAACAAAAGGCGUUAUAUGAAAGAUGGCUUUGAUCUGGAUCUCACUUAUGUUACUGAUCGCAUUAUUGCAAUGUCAUUUCCAUCUUCUGGGAAGCAGUCUUUCUAUAGGAACCCUAUAGAGGAAGUUGCAAGAUUUUUGGACACCAAACAUGCAGACCACUAUAAAGUCUACAAUCUCUGCAGUGAAAAAGGCUAUGACCCCAAGUACUUCCACUACAGGGUAGAAAGGAUCUUUAUUGAUGACCACAAUGUCCCAGCGCUACAGGACAUGCUGAAAUUCACUGCCAGUGUCCGUGAGUGGAUGAGUCAAGAUGAAAAGAACAUCAUAGCAAUUCACUGUAAAGGAGGCAAAGGCAGGACUGGAACAAUGGUUUGUACCUGGCUCAUAGACAGUGACCAGUUUGAGAGUGCAAAGGAAAGCUUGGACUACUUUGGGGAGAGAAGAACUGAUAGAAGCACAAGUACCAAGUUUCAAGGAGUUGAAACUCCAUCCCAGAGUAGGUAUGUUGGGUAUUAUGAGAUCCUGAAAAACAAGUAUAACUUGAAACUCCCACCAGAGAGACAACUCAAAAUAAAAAACCUCAAAAUCCACUCUAUACAUGGAGUUGGGAAAGGCAAUGGAACUGAUAUGAAGGUGCAGAUAAUAGUGAGGAAGCAAAUUGUACUGGAAUGUGUAUGUGCCAGUCAAGGAAACUGCAAGCUCUUCUUUGAUUCUGAAAGUGACUCUGUAGUCAUUGGCUUGGAAGACAGCCCUGUUAUAAGUGGUGAUGUGAAAGUCAGAUUUGAAUCGCACUCUGAUCUCCCAAAGGGCUAUGAUGCCUGCCCAUUCUUCUUCUGGUUCAACACUUCCUUUAUUGAAAAUAACAGACUCUACCUUCCCAGGAAUGAACUGGAUAACCCUCACAAGUCUAAAACAUGGAAAGUCUAUAGUGAGACAUUUGCUGUGGAGGUGAACUUUACUGAACCAUAA
This is a messenger RNA of Egretta garzetta (little egret), 1536 nucleotides long. RefSeq names its product phosphatidylinositol 3,4,5-trisphosphate 3-phosphatase TPTE2. Bases 1 to 1536 code for a protein of 511 amino acids. Gene Ontology annotation, molecular function: protein tyrosine phosphatase activity; phosphatidylinositol-3,4,5-trisphosphate 3-phosphatase activity; monoatomic ion channel activity. The record is from RefSeq and is a predicted model, not a curated record. NCBI's taxonomy places the organism in Eukaryota, Metazoa, Chordata, Aves, Pelecaniformes, Ardeidae. The transcript is spliced from 18 exons. Gene Ontology annotation, cellular component: cytosol; membrane. Gene Ontology annotation, biological process: protein dephosphorylation; transmembrane transport; monoatomic ion transport.